This is a messenger RNA of [Candida] anglica, 1855 nucleotides long. NCBI's taxonomy places the organism in Eukaryota, Fungi, Ascomycota, Pichiomycetes, Serinales, Debaryomycetaceae. The record is from the annotation of a GenBank genome assembly.
CAUCACACGUUUGUCUUUUUGCACUAGAUAAGAGACUGCGCGGAAGAAAGAAUUUGUGUCAACCAUGUCAUUGAGCAAGAAUAUAUACGAACUUGCUGCGAUUGCAGGAAGUGCACGGACGAUCUUGAAUGGAUCAACGGCAAUUAUUUGGAAAGAUGUGAAGAAUAUGAAGGACAAUUCGUUAAUUGUUGGAAGUUUGGAUCGGGAUUCUGGGAUGUGGAGUGAGGCCAGAAGUCGGAGUUUGAAGGCAAGAGCUGGAAGUAAGAAUAUUAAAAGUGUGACUCAAAAGGGUGGAGUCCGGUCUCUUCACACUUCUACAAGAAAUUACUCCACCAAAUCAUUUUCACUGCCUCUUGAAGAAGAGGUGGUUUCCUCAGAACAUGCCAGUUCCACCCCCAUUGGAUCCAAGGAGAAAGUUGCCUUUGAACUUUCUUCAAGUGAAGUGCCAAGCACUAGACUUGCAAGAAUCUUCCAUUAUGGAAGUCUUGCAGCAGGUAUGGGUAUUGGAGCAGCCCAACAGGGACUCAAACAUUAUGCCUCGGGCAACAAAUCAUCGAUUUCCAUGAAAUCUCUCUUACUUUCCCCACAAAAUAUCGAAAGAAUGGCGAAAAAAUUCAGUAAAAUGAGAGGUGCAGCCUUGAAAAUCGGACAAAUGAUGUCAUUUCAAGAUUCUUCCAUCCUCCCUGCGGAAAUCCAACAAAUCUUACUUCGAGUACAGAAUUCCGCUCAUUAUAUGCCUCCAGGACAAUUGGAACGGGUCAUGAAGAAAGACUUGGGAGUCAAUUGGAGAGAAAGAUUAUUCACUUCAUUUGAUGAUGUCCCCAUUGCAGCAGCCUCAAUUGGCCAGGUUCACACGGCCGUGACCGAGGAUUUGACCCCAGUAGUGGUCAAGGUUCAAUAUCCAGGAGUGGUUGAUUCCAUCGACUCGGACUUGAACAACUUGUUGAUGCUCUUGACCGCUUCUUCCAUCCUCCCAGCAGGGUUAUUUUUGGAUAAAACCAUUGCCAAUGCCCGUACCGAGUUGAAAUGGGAAUGUGAUUACAUCAGAGAAGCACAGAAUUUGAUUAGAUUCCGUGAUAUGAUCAAGGAUGAUGAAGUUUUCACCGUACCAAAAGUGUUCAAUGCCCUCUCCGGCGAGCACGUGCUCACCAUGGAAAGAAUGAGAGGGGUUGAGAUUGUCAAGGGAAAUUGGGAUCAAAACACCAAGAAUUGGAUUGCCACCAAUAUCAUGAGAUUAUGUUUACUUGAAAUCAAAAAGUACAAGUUUAUGCAGACCGACCCCAAUUGGGCAAACUUCUUGUACAACGAAACGACCGGUAAAAUUGAAUUGUUGGACUUUGGUGCAGCCAGAGACUUUGGUGACGAGUUUGUCGAUGACUAUGUCAAUGUCUUGAGAGCUGCCGUCCGGAAAGACCGUGACCAAGUUGAACAUUUCCUGAAGAAAUUGGGAUAUUUGACUGGAUUGGAAUCUCCACAAAUGACCGAGGCACAUAUUGACUCGGUGAUGGUUUUGGGUGAAGCGUUCUCCCCCAUUGAUAACAAGGGACAACUGUUCAAUUUCAAGAACCAAACCAUCACCGACAGAGUGCGUGGCAAUGUUGGUGUCAUGUUGAGCGAAAGAUUGACCCCUCCCCCUGAGGAAACCUACUCCUUGCACAGAAAGUUGAGUGGUGUCUUUUUGUUAUGUUCCAGAUUGGGCGCCACCGUGCCAUGUGAAGACCUUUUCAAGGAGAUCAUUGGAUACGAGUAAAACGACAAGAAAACAGAAACGCAAAAGGGACGAUCCCAAGGGAUGUACCCACCACCCCUAAUAUUUAAUGAUGUUCUAUAGCACUCGCAUAUUUAUAGACUUAAU